AUGACCCAAACCGAGGUGCAGUCAGACAAGAGCUAUGGACACGACUGGAGAUCAUCAAAGCUCUUCAUCAUCACUGUAACAUCGUUUGGCCUUUUUACUGACAUGUUUCUCUUCAGUUUCAUUAUACCGAUCUUGCCAACCAUACUUGAAGAUCGACUCCAUCAGGCCCAUUCGCAAACACAAUUCCUGACAUCUUUGGCUCUGUCAAUGAAUGCACUGGUUUCAAUUGUCAUAGCACCAAUUACGGCCCGGGUCGCAGACAAUUCGCCUAGGAAAAAUCUUUUCAUGGUCUUUUCCUGGGUUCUCAAUGCCAUCGGAACGGUUAUCACAGCUUGGGUUAACACGCUUGCUGGUUUAUUUAUCGGCAGAAUCAUCCAGACACUUGCCGGAUCCUUGAUAUGGAACGUGGGCAUGGCCAUCAUCGCUGACACGGUCGGGCCUACCAAUAUCGCAAAGGCGCUCGGUUUUUCGAUUUUAUUUACCACAGGGGGUAUGCUAUGCGGACCAGCAGUGUCAGGGACGUUAUAUCAAUAUGCUUCUUACUCGGUAACAUGGGCCAGCACAUUCAUCAUUCUACUCCUCGGCAUCAUCCUCCAGUUACUUGUGGUAAAACCUUGUCAUUUUGAACCAUACACAGAAGGUUAUGGUUCAGAUAUGGAGCAACCCAACACCUCUGGACUCAGCAGUCCCUAUUCGGGACAAUUCUACGAUAGAAAUCCACUUCUUCCUCCGACGUCCCCAAGACAAAUCCCUUCUUAUCAAUCGUUCCCCGAACAGCAAGGCCCGGAAGCUGAAACCAACAAUCCCACAAAGCAUCAGCCACCAAGCCAUAACGUUUACUGGCUAAUGCUUUGUAAAAAGCGGGUCACUAUGGCAUUAGUGGCUGAUGCAUUAUUUGCGAUCCUCAUUGCGAGCUUCGAGACCACCAUUCCAAUCCACAUCAAGGCCAUCUUUCACUGGGAAACGGUUCAAGCCGGUCUAUUGUUUUUACUUCUUCAAGUUCCGUCCUUCAUUCUCGUUCUACCUGCAGGAUGGCUGAAGGACAAAAUUGGGAUGCGGUACCCCGUCAGUGCCGGUUACUUACUGCUCGCACCCUUUAUGUGGCUUCUCGGAGUUCCAGGACAGGAUGGAUAUGCAUGGGCCGGAAGUGGUAAAGCCGGUCGAAUCAUCUACAUUACUGCGCUGGUAGGGAUUGGGAUUUUCAGAGUCUUGCCACUCGGAUUCGGAGCGGUGGAGGUGUUGAAUGGGGCGAAUGAGCUUAACUCGGAAUAUCCUGGUAUCUUCGGUCCACACGGAGGAUACUCGCGCUCUUUCUCCUUGUCCAACGUUACUUGGAAGCUGGCGAUGUUUGUCGGGCCGUUGGCUUCAGCAGCCUUGAGUGAUGCCCUUGGAUACUAUUACCUGAAUGUAUUCCUCGCGUCCUUGUGCUUUUUGAUGGCUAUUUGCACGUUUAUAAUCCUUCGUCCCUGA
Molecule: messenger RNA, 1470 nt
Organism: Aspergillus steynii IBT 23096
Lineage: Eukaryota; Fungi; Ascomycota; Eurotiomycetes; Eurotiales; Aspergillaceae
Product: MFS general substrate transporter
Exons: 5
Coding region: 1-1470 (489 amino acids)
Biological process (GO): transmembrane transport
Molecular function (GO): transmembrane transporter activity
Source: RefSeq, a predicted model, not a curated record